This is a messenger RNA of Pyricularia grisea, 809 nucleotides long. RefSeq lists its product as uncharacterized. The record is from RefSeq and is a predicted model, not a curated record. The transcript is spliced from 3 exons. Lineage: Eukaryota; Fungi; Ascomycota; Sordariomycetes; Magnaporthales; Pyriculariaceae. Bases 444 to 809 code for a protein of 121 amino acids.
CUCCGGCUUUUGAGUACCUACCUACCGUACCAAACGUUAUUAUAUAUGAAUCCCGCCUUGUCGCUGACUUUGAUGUCCAAGCUGUUUAAUUGAUUGCACUUCCUUACAAUCCUAGCAAAGCAUAGCUACAGAUUCUAGCCUGAACUCAUAUAGUGCCGUUAUUUUCAGGGUAGAUCAGCCAUUUUGCCAACCAACCUUACCUACCAGCUACCUACCCACCUUACCUACCUUACCUAUGUACCUACUUUCUUAGCUUUGGUAGAAAAAGCUUCAGAUCGGCCUUUUCGAUAGCUGCACUCUUUGGAUAUAGAGUCUUGUGUCGGGUCGUCACGGUACUGAUUUGGAAGCGCCCGAAUCUUUGUUCAACAAACUUGGACAAAACAGAGACGAGGUAAACGCUCGCAACCCCGUCUCUUCCGGCCGCAGCCUGCGCCACCUUUACAAUGUGCUUCAUCUUCACCUGCGGUGAGCACACCUUUCGUAAGGAAGUCGAAGGAUACGAAGGAAUCACCUGUCAAUGCCACAACUGCGGCAACUAUGCUGCCAAUGUCCAAAAGACGAAUCCUUGGUUCACCUUCUGCUUUAUUCCCGUCAUACCUCUUUCCAUCAAAGGCUACACAGACAUCACCUGCCGCAUUUGUAACUUUGCACAACCACUUGAGCACCGACCCGACGUACAACAGAUGAAAGGAGGAGGAGGAGGAGGAGGAGGCGGCGGCGGCGGCGGAUAUCCCAUGCAACCACAGCAGGGACCACCGCCCGGCUGGGGUGGCCAACCCCCCGGGCAACAACCGAUGAGAUAUGGAUAA